Messenger RNA from Symbiodinium pilosum, 3927 nucleotides. NCBI's taxonomy places the organism in Eukaryota, Dinophyceae, Suessiales, Symbiodiniaceae. The record is from the annotation of a GenBank genome assembly.
AUGUCGGAGGAACGGAGUUCCAACCUUAAACGUUUCUCUGGCGACGAUGAUGACGCCGGAAAAGCCCUCAAGAAGUGGAAGGCAUGGGCCCUUGCACGGAUGAUCACUGUCAAAGACUUGUCCAAGGAGCAGCGCGGCCCGUGGCUGUUCACGUUGUUGGACGGUCGUGCCUUGGAGGCAUGUGAACACCUCACCCUUGAGGACUUGAACAAGGAUGGUGGAGACAAGACCAUCUGGACUCUGCUCGAGGACCGCUUUCCAGAGAAGGAGGUCCACGAUCAGAUGGGAGAGGCACUCGGAGAAGUUUUCGCUCUGGCCGCUCAGGAUGGCGAAGCGAUGAAGGAGUGGACUGCCCGAGUGCGUGAGACCUUCGAGAAGUGCCAGCGGAAGGCCAAGGUGGACUUCCCUGUGGAAGCAAGGGGCUGGAUAGCCCUACACUGCGCUGGCCUGUCUGAAGAGCAGAAGGCCAUAGUGAAGGCAAAGACCCAAGGCAAGUUGGACCUGGAGACGGUCAGCGCGGGCAUUCGCUCGUGCUUUCCCACGUACCGCGCUGGCGGCUCAAAGUCCAGAAGGGCGACUUCCGUCUUCAUCGCAGAGGAGAACGACAACGCGCCCGAGGACGACGAGACGAACGACUUCCCGGAUGUCGAGGCUUUCCUCGCCGACUUCGGCCAGACGGUCAACGAGGAGGACCCCCUGUCGGAGGGCGACGUUGCCGAAGCGCUCGCGGUCAGCUGGAAGGAGCGCAGGGCCGAGAUAGGCAAGCUGCAGAAGUCUCGAAAGUUUGGGGCUGCCGACCAAGCCCGCCGCAGCUUCAGAAUAGAAGUUGAAGAGCUCAAGCGGCGCACACGUUGUCGCCGCUGCGGCAAGCUAGGCCAUUGGCAGAAGGAGUGUCGAAGCAAGCUUCCUCCCUCCAGCAAGGGCUCUGGAAAGAGCUCUGGCAAAGGAGCCGGUUCAGACAGCUCCAGUUUGCUGGACAACCGUGCGGCGGAGACACUGCUGGCCCAGCCCGAGAACGUCGAGGAGGAGAUCUACUUCGUGGGAGCUGCCGAGGAGGCCCUCGCCGCAUCCUUGAUUUCCUCUCCGGGCUAUGGCGUGGUCGACUCCGGUUGCGGCAAGACCUUGAUCGGUGAGGAGACGUUGCGCGACAUGGAGACUCUGCUGGGCGGCCGCCAGGUGACCAAGACCUUCCAGCGGAACUCCUUUCGUUUUGGCAAUGGCGAGGCCGAGGACUCCACGACCUCCGCCUGCAUCCCAGUGGCCAUCAAUGGCAAGAUUGGUCGUAUCAACGCUGCGAUCAUUCGCGGGAAGGCCCCGCUCUUGCUUGGACGCCCGACACUGGAGAAGCUGUGCAUGACCGUGGACUUUGCCAAGGGUGAGGCCCAGAUCCUAGACCAGGACUCCAGAGUGCCGUUGGAGCGGAACAGCGCCGGCCAGCUCCUCCUCAGGCUUGUGGACUUCCCCGUGUCACAGGCUAGGACGGGAGCAGCGCCUGCCAUUGCAGAAUCCUUUGCCGUGCAGCAGGAGGAAGAUCUGAUCGAUCUCCAGCCAUAUGAGUGCCUUGCUGGGUCAGCACCCAGCACCGGAAGCGAUCAAACGGGCUUCCCAGUUCCGAUGCACCACGUGCGAAGCGACCAAGCGUCCAAGCGCGUUCCUCAGGAGCUCAUUCUUGAUCCGUCGCAGCCCAACCUUGCUGAAGCCUUGUGUUCUGCCUGUGAAAGCGAGGGAACCAGAGUAAGACACACUGCAGCCGAUGCUCACUGGCAAGCAGGCAAGGUUGAGCGUCACGGUGGUCUUUUCGCCCGAGUUUUCGAAAAAGUUUUGCACGACAACCAGCCAACAGACGAGUCUGCGUGGCGAGAGUGUGUGACACAAGCGCUUUCUGCUAAGAACACAAUGUUCAAUGUUGCCGGGGUAAGCCCAUGUCAGUUUGUGUUCGGAAAGUUCCCAAAGAAGCAGCUUGUGGAUCUGUCCUCUUCAGAUCAGCCACCCUCUGUGGAAGAGGCUCUGCCACCGCUCCCGGCAGAGGAUCUCAUGGAGAUGCUUGAAGAAGUCAUGCCCAAGGUUCUAGGUACGGACUCUGGGGGCUCCAGGCAGGUUUCCGUCGAGUUGGGUAGUCCAAGAGAGCCUGCCGCAAAGCGACCUGCCAGUCCUAGCCCGGAUGAGCUUCGGGCCUCUGAGUCCCAUACAGGGCCAAGCCCUCACAACACUGAAGCCAGCGAAGUCCUGUUCUGUCAGGACACCAUGGACGCUCUGCGACAAGAGUGUCCAGCAGCCACAGAGUUUGAAGUUCUCCUGGCAGGGUUUCUCCAAAAACGCCUCCAGAAAGAGAUACGAAGUACUGGCAACGAGCCUCUCCUGCAAGCCAAGGUAGACACAGCCAAGGGCGAGGAAUGGGAGACCAUGCUUUCCAAAGCCGCGACCCGUGUCCACAAAGGUGCGGAGGCGCAGCGCAUCCGGGACAAGUACCCGGACCGUUUUGUUGGAAGCCGCUUCGUAGUCACCAACAAGGUGGAUGAAGACGGUGAGUUUUGCGGAGUGCAAUACGUUCAAGACCCUGAGACCUUCGAGAUCUCCUAUCAUCAGAAAGAGUAUGCGUCCUUCCUUCGACCUGUUAACCUCUCCAAGUCCCGGGCUAGCCAGAAGGAUGCCCUUGCCUCCCCCAAGGAGGUUGCAGCCCUCCGUGGUCUCAACGGGGCAGCAAACUGGCUUGCAAAUCAGACCAGGCCGGACAUCGCUGUUCAAGUGUCCAUGUCUCAGCAGGAUGUUGAGAUCCAUGUCCGGUCUGUGCCUCUGGAACGUUUGUGCAUUUGUAUGCAUAGUGAUGCAGCUUGGGGCAACGCAAAAGGUGAGCGCACACAAGCAGGCUACGUGCUUGCCUUUGCCGAAAGAGGCGGCGAAGCCCAAGCCUUUUCGUGCGCAGCUGCUCAAGCAGAGUGGAUGUCGCUGCUUCUCGCGGAAGCGUUGCACGGCUCUUUCGACCUGCGCAGCUGCGAGCCUCUCCUGCGGAAAACGCCAAUUGUAGGCAUCACAGACUGCAAGAGUCUGUACGAUCACGUGACCAGCUUGUCGUCUCUGUCCGGUGUUCAGGAUAAGCGGGUCUGUGUAGACAUUGCAAUCAUUAAGCAAUCCACCGAGCGGGCUGGCCUUAAGAUCAGAUGGGUGCCGUCUGAGUUGAUGGUCUGUGACGCACUCACCAAAGACAAGUCUGAUCCAGCCGAUCUUCUUAGGGCGAUCUUAUCUCUAGGUAGAUACCAGUUGGCCCCAGAAGCAGAAGUCCUCAAGGCCAAGAAGGCUCAUCGCGAGCUUUUGCAGGCGCAGAAGGGUGUCAAGCGCGUGUGUGUGUGUAGCCUUCGCAGCUUUGCAACCAUGGCUAGCUCCAAGAUCCGUCGCAGUGGCCCGUCCAGCGAGGACAUGCCUCGCAUCGGGGAGAUCCGUGUUUGGUUGCAGCGCCUCAGCGUGCAAGGCAAGAUCAAGGUGAUGGACCAGGCUCUGGCCGAAGAGCUCAAGAGCACCGUGGAGAGUGGAAACCAUCUCGAUUGCUUUGAGAUGGUGGACCAUGCUCUGAUGGUGGCAUCAUCGUCUGCAGCGCCGAUGGCAAGUCCAGCGGCGGCAACUCCCAACACAGGCGCCGAGGAUGCCUCAGCACAGAUUCCACUUCCACCAGGCAUCUCCAGUGUGUUCGACUGGGGACGCACGGUCUGUGACCUGCCGAAGGUGAAGAGCAGGGGCAUGAGCUAUCGCGAAAUGGCUAUCUCAGACAUCAAGGAGGUCUCGGAAUACCUGACCUGGAUCCUCCAGCAGUCCCCAAAGAAGAGCCCCAAGAUCAAUGACCUAGCCAACUACCUAAAGAAGACCAAGUGGGGCCACACCGGCGACACCUUGAAGAUUCCCGGCUCGAACGAGCCCCGCAUCUUGAAGGACUGA